Molecule: messenger RNA, 632 nt
Organism: Phragmites australis (common reed)
Lineage: Eukaryota; Viridiplantae; Streptophyta; Magnoliopsida; Poales; Poaceae
Exons: 5
Coding region: 1-621 (206 amino acids)
Source: RefSeq, a predicted model, not a curated record
AUGCGUGUGACGUUCCUGUUUUCUGGAAUCUGCCACUUAAUUUUGAGGUGGGAGGCCUUGGGAUGGUUCCUCUUCUUUGCUGGGAAUGUAGCAGCAGCAUUUGGCUCAGCUUACUAUCACCUCAAGCAAGAUGAUGACCGCUUAACUUGGGACAGGUUGCCGGUAUCUAAAUAUUACUUUCUUUCUGCCAUCUUUCCCUCUGCUAUGAUGAUAUCAGCCUCCUCACUUUUGUCUAUAUUAGCAAUUGAAAGAGUUGAUGAGAGGGCUGGGCUAUAUUGUUUGAUCUCACUCUUAUCUCUUCUAUUAGUGAGCAGUGCAUGUGAAAGGGUUCUUGAUGAUAUGCGUUUAUGGGUGAUUAUGAGUUUUGUUCCUUGCAUUGCAAUUCCUGCAAUGCUAUUCUUGUUUCCUCCCAAGUAUACACAUUCAAGAUUUUGGUUCCUUGCUACAGGUUUUUACCUUCUGGCAAGAUUCGAAGGCCUUGCUGACAGAAAGGUUUACAGCGUGAACCGGUACUUCAUUAGCGGCCAUUCCUUGGAGCACCUUUGCUUUGCCGUGGUGACGUUGAUACUAACUGUGAUGUUGUCCUUCAGAAAUAUUAAGAUUGCCAGGUACCCAGAUUAACAUAUGUUUAU